Molecule: messenger RNA, 210 nt
Organism: Penicillium macrosclerotiorum
Lineage: Eukaryota; Fungi; Ascomycota; Eurotiomycetes; Eurotiales; Aspergillaceae
Exons: 1
Coding region: 1-210 (69 amino acids)
Source: RefSeq, a predicted model, not a curated record
AUGGCCCACCAUGUUUGCCAAUGUGUUGAAUACUUCUUACAAGAUAGCAUGCUGCUGACUGGGCCACUGACCAUCAGCCCGGCACUUGGGAUUGUGAUCGAUGCCUUGAAAAAUAGACCAGGUCAUGAAGAAGAAAUUUGCUGGCUGCAAGUUGCUCUGAAGCUAGUUCAACAGAAGGGCCUUCGUGCCUUGGAAUAUGUCAAGACUUAA